GGUGGAGAGAGGGUGGAGGGAGAAGGAGAGACGGAGUCGAUGCAAAGUGCUCGAGGAAGAGGAAAAAGUUGUGAAGGCAGAGCGAAAGAGAGAGAGCGAGAGAGAGAGCGAGAGAGAGAGAGAGAGAGAGAGGAGGUCUCUGCUUCCUGCCGUCUCUCGGUAGUUGUAUGCCUCCGCUCCGUGAGUGCAGACCCUCCACCUGGUCUCCCGGAUCAGAACCUUCUCCCCCGGACCGAGGACCAUGGAGCUGCUAUGCCUGGAGGCGGCGGUGCGGGCCCGGCCCGACCCCGUGCUGCUGGGCGACCAGCGGGUCCUGCAGAGCCUGCUCAGCAUCGAGGAGCGCUUCCUCCCCCAGGUCCCCUACUUCAAGCUCUUCCAGAAGGAGCUCCAACCCUACAUGAGGAGGAUGGUGGCCACCUGGAUGCUUGAGGUCUGCGAGGAGCAGAAGUGUGAGGAGGAGGUUUUCCCGCUGGCCAUGAACUACCUGGACCGCUUCCUGGCCGUGGUCCCGACCCAGAAGAGGAACCUGCAGCUGCUGGGCGCCGUGUGCAUGUUCCUGGCCUCCAAGCUGAAGGAGACGCGGCCGCUGACGGCCGAGAAGCUCUGCAUCUACACGGACAACUCAAUCAGCCCGGGCGAGCUGCUGGACUGGGAGCUGGUGGUUCUGGCUAAGCUGAAGUGGAACCUGGCCGCGGUGACGCCGAACGACUUCAUCGAGCACAUCGUGAGACGCCUGCCGCUCACAGAGGAGAAGCUCACACUCGUACGCAAACACGUGACCACCUUCAUCGCCCUCUGCGCCACAGACUUUAACUUCGCCAUGUACCCCCCCUCCAUGAUCGCCACGGGCAGCGUGGGCGCGGCCGUCAGCGGCCUGCAGCUGGAGAUGGCAGGGGGGCGGGGCCACUGCCUCACCGCCCUGCUCGCCAAGAUCACCAACACAGAAGUGGACCUGCUGAAGGCGUGUCAGGAGCACAUAGAGCGUGUGUUGGUGAGCAGCCUCCUUGAGGGCCGGCAGCAGCAGCAGACACAGCCCAGCGAAAAGGGCCUGGAGGAGCAGGACCAGGCCUCCACCCCCACAGACGUCUGCGACGUCAACUUAUGAACAGCAGGGGGCACCGUUGCAACGAGAUGUUUUUCUUUUAAGAGGAAAAAAACGAACGUUAAAGAAAAAGAGUAUUUUGGGGGGGAAAAGAGGGAAAAAAGCAACAUAACAAAAACGUUUAAAAAGUCAAAAAGCCCUUGAGCGAGAGAGGGAGAGAGAAGAAAAGCUUUCUAGUUUUUGUAGAUUUAUAUUUUUCAAUGCAAACAAAAAAAAGUCCCCUAGACGUUAUCGACGCUCUGUCUCCUCCAUCCGAGAGGAUCAAACAGGAGCCAGCGUGGACCGGGCUCUGGGUUCUGGGUAUAGGGUCUGGGUUCUGGGUUAUGGUCCUGCUGUGGGUCCAACCGGUCUACCAGACCCUCAGGCCUCUCAGGACAGGGAGGAGCUCUCAGCGGCGCCGGGACACCAGUCUCAUCUCCAUGGAAGGUUCUGCUCAGUGGAAGAUAUCAAAUAGAGAGAGGGAGAGAGAGAGAGAGAGAGAGAGAGAGAGAGAGAGAGAGAGAGACAGACAGACAGAGAGAGAGAGAGAGAGAGACAUUGAUAAGGAGAUGUAAUGUUAGAGGAUCCCAAAUAUAGAGAAUUAUUCUUAUUGUAUCAUUAUUAUUAUUAUUAUGAAAAUUA
Messenger RNA from Gadus macrocephalus (Pacific cod), 1723 nucleotides. RefSeq names its product G1/S-specific cyclin-D2-like. The record is from RefSeq and is a predicted model, not a curated record. Gene Ontology annotation, molecular function: cyclin-dependent protein serine/threonine kinase regulator activity. The transcript is spliced from 5 exons. The coding region runs from base 242 to 1105 and encodes 287 amino acids. Gene Ontology annotation, cellular component: nucleus; cyclin-dependent protein kinase holoenzyme complex; cytoplasm. NCBI's taxonomy places the organism in Eukaryota, Metazoa, Chordata, Actinopteri, Gadiformes, Gadidae. Gene Ontology annotation, biological process: positive regulation of G1/S transition of mitotic cell cycle; regulation of cyclin-dependent protein serine/threonine kinase activity; mitotic cell cycle phase transition.